Closterium sp. NIES-65 is the source of this 567-nucleotide messenger RNA. Lineage: Eukaryota; Viridiplantae; Streptophyta; Zygnematophyceae; Desmidiales; Closteriaceae. The record is from the annotation of a GenBank genome assembly.
AUGGCAGCUGGGGGUAGCUCCGCUGUGACUAUUGCGAGCAGCUGGUUCACGCUCUGCACGGCUGCCGUCAUCCCUCUUUAUACGCUCAUGAUCUUCGCGCCAGACUGGCACGUGACUGAGAAGAUCAUGAGCAGCUCGCUACCGAGCAUUCUCCUCGCCUUCACGGAGAAGAUCAUGAGCAGCUCGCUGCCGAGCAUUCUCCUGGGCUUCGUGUACCUCUACCUGCUCUACAAGUCGUGGACGCCCAACACGCUGCUCUACAUGUUCUCCUCCAAAUACUGGCUGCCCGAGCUAGCAGGCAUCACUCAGAUGUUCGCCAGCACGCUCACUGUUGCCUCCGCCUGGAUCCACCUGCUGGCCGUUGAUCUCUUUGCCGCCAGGCACGUGUAUCUGGACGGAUUGAAGCAGAAGCUGGAGACGCGGCACUCGCUCGUGCUCUGCCUCAUGUUUGGCCCUCUGGGCAUCGCCGCUCACUCCCUCACCAAAACCAUUGCGCAGAUCUUUCGUCGCUCCAGGAGAAGUCGCAACGCUUCGCGGACUGUACAGGACAUUCCCUCGCCUCCGUGA